GACGGACACGGGUCGCUACAACACGGAGCUCCGUUUAUUUCCCGGGCCUCUCCUGGUCUAGGAGUGCGUCCAUGAUCUUUCCUGUUCUGCGUUCAGUCUCGAUGUGAGCCCUCUCUUGGAUAGACACUGCUGAAUCUGUAAGAGAUGCCACUGCCACCACCAUCCCGAAGCUCCAAACCUGAGAUGAAGAAAUCUCAGUCCAGCAAAGUUGUGCCCAGUGAUCAUGGCCAAUCUGAAAAGAGUGGGGAGAAUUACCAAGCAAAGAGAUCUUCAUCUUCACCUAAGAGACCACGCAAAAAGAGAUCAGCUUUUGAAGAUCUCACCAAUGCUUCUCAAAUUCAACCUGCCCAGCUCAAGAAGGAAGCCAGUAAGGAGUUUGUUAAAGAUGUUUACAAGAAGAUAAAAGGGAACACACCUGCUCUUGGGCUGGCCAAAAACAGUGAGAUGAAUAUGGAAAGUUAUAAGCUGGAACCUUCGCCAGUAGUAGUCUCUACUUCCUUGGUACCAAACGUGGAGAUAUCUACCAUAUCCAAAGCAACCACUACUGAAGAGGCAUCAUUUUUCAAAAAGCCAAUAAUUUUAGAAGAGGAACCCACUACUGAGGACACAACCCUCAUCCAGAGGUCAUUAUCUUUAAAGAAGUCCAAAAAUCAGGGGGAGGUAUCCCUCGUGGAGAAGCCACCAUCCUUACAGGAGGAGGCUGAUAGUGAUGAUGAAUUUGCUAUAGAGCUAAUGACUUUUGGGAAGAAGAAUAAAACUGAGGAGGAAGCCAUCACCAAAGGAACAUUAUCCUUAAAGAAGAUGUGCACAUAUCAGGGGGAUUUGGCUUUGCAGGACAUCAGUGUUGAAGAGGAUUCCUUCUUUAUGGAGCCAAUGAACUUUAGAAAGAAGCCUAAAACAGAGGAGGCAACCCCCACCAAGAAGGUGUCAUCUUUAAGGAAGAAGUAUACCAUGCAGGGGAAGAUGUCCCAUAUGAAGAAACCACUAAUAUUGCAGAAGACCACCUCGGAAGAGGAGUCACUUAUUAAGGAGCCACUGGCUUUCAAGAAGAAACAUGCUGUCAAGGAUGCAGUCCUCACCUUGAGUCCAUUAUCUUUAAGGAAGAAGUGUACUACACUGGAGAAGAUGACUCACUCAAAAAAGCCAUUAGAAUUGCAGAGUACCACCUCUGAAGAGAAGGCACUCAUUAAGGAGCCAUUGUAUUUUAAAGAGAAGCCUACCACUAAGGAGGAGUCUAUCUUCCAGGAGCCCUCUGUAUUGCAAGAGAAGCACACCACUGAUGAUGAUGAGGUUCUCUUGAAGCCACAGACAUUGCAGGAGAACAAAGACAGUAAGGAUACACUUCAUAUAAAGCCAAUGUCCCUUAGGAAGAAACGUACUACCGAGGAGGCAAACUCCACCAAGAAGCCGUUACCUGUAAAGAAGAAGUGUACUAUUCAGAGGAAGAUGUACCACUUGAGGAAGCCACUAAAAUUGCAAAAGACCACCUCUGGAGAAAAGUCACUCAUUAAAGAGCCACUGUCCUUCAAGAAGAAGCCUACUACCAAUGGGUCCCUUUUCCAAGAGCCAUCCAUGUUACAAGAGCAGCACACCACUCAGGAUGAGAUGUCCGUCUUGAAGAAGCCAUUGACCUUGCAAAAGACUCCAACUGAGGAGGAGUCACUUUUAAAGGAGCCUUUGGCUCUUAAGAAGAAAUGUACCAUCGAGAAUGCAACCCCCACCAAGAAGCUAUUAUCUUUAAAGAAGAAAAUGUGUACUACUCAGGGUAAGAUGUCCUGCUUGAAGAAGCCACUAGUAUUGCAAACCACCUCUGGAGAGAAGUCACUCAUUAAGGAGCCAUUGUCCUUUAAAAAGAAGCCUACCACCAAGGAGGAGUCUCUCUUCAAAGAAUCAUCUAUACUGCAAGAAAAGCACACCACUCAGGGGGAGGGGGCUCUUUUGAAGAAGCCAUUGCAGGAGAAUAUUGAUAGUGAAGAUGAAUUUCUUAUGGAAUCAGUUUCCUUUAGGAAGAAACCUAGCACAAAUGUAGUCUCAAUCAAGGAGCCUUUAUCUUUAAAGAAGAAAAAGUGUGCCACUCAAAUAAUGAUGUCCAUCUGCAAAGAGCUAUUGGACGUGCCAAAUAUGAUUGGCAAAGAUAAAGAUUCCUUCUGUAUGGAGCCAAUGUCACUUAGGAAGAAGUCUUCAACUGAGGAGGCAGUCUUUAGCAAGACACCUUUUUCUUUAAAGAAAAAGCAAAUCACUCAGGGGAAGGCAUUUCUUGUAAAGAAGCCACCAGUCUCAGAGAAGACCACCUCUGAAGAAGCGUCAUCCUUUAAAAAUCUAUUGACCUUUCAUAGAAAGCCUAUAACUGAAGAGGAGUUCCUCUUCCAGGAUCCAUCUGCACUGAAAGAGAAGCACAGCACUCUGCAGGAUGUGUCCCUCUCAACUAAUCCAUUGGCCUUGGCAGAAAAGACCACCACUGAAGAAGAAUCCUAUAGUAAAGAACCAUUGGCCUUAGAAGAGAAGCCUACAACUGAGGGGGAAUUCCUCUCUCAGAAGCCAUUUUCAUUGCAUGUUAAACCUACCAACAAAGAUGAGUCCCUCUUCUGGAAGGCUUUGGGCUUGCAGAAGAAGACUGAUACCAAAGAGUACUCUUUGAAGAAGCUGUUGGCUUUGCAGGAGAAAAGCACUACUGGAGACGAAUCCCUUUUAAAUAAACCAUUGAUUCUGAAGAAGGGGCUCUCUGCUGAGGUGGCAACAACAAGCAUUGUGAAGCAAUUAUCUUUAAAGAAGAAACCUACUGCUCAGGGGGAGGUGUUUCUCUUGAAGAAGCAGUUGGCCUUGAAAGAUAAUAUCACCCAUGAAGAGUCCCUUAUUAAUCAGCCACUGGCUUUUCAGAAGCCCAGCAUGGAGGAGACCAUCCUAAGGGAGUCCUUGGCCUUGCAGGAGAAUCCCACAAUUGAGGAAGAAGCUAUCCUGAGGGAGCCCUUGGCCUUGCAGGAGAGGCCUACCCUCAAUGAGACAUUCCAUUUCAAGGAGAUAUGUGCCUUAAAUGAGAAACCCACCACUGAUAAGGAGUUGUCCCUGAAGGAGCCGUUGGCCUUGCAAGAGAAUUCCACCCACAAGGAAGAUAACUUUCUCAAAGAUUUCUUGAUCCUCCAAGUUGAAACCAGCUCACAUGUGUCCAACACUGCCCCUGAAUCCAGAACAGGCAUGUCCAGCACUGCUACCAUGUUCAGUGUGGCCAAGUUCAGUACCACAAGCAAGUCAAGUGCUUGUGAAUACAGUUCCAAUAGACCUUCCUCACCUUGGAGCAAGAGUUCACAAGAGGAGAUGACCCCAUUGGCAGAUAUUGACAAGAACCACAAUGAUCCAUUUUUCAACUCAAUAUAUGCCAAGGAUAUCUUCAGUUACAUGAAGGAGAGAGAGGACAAGUUCAUACUUACAAAAUACAUGCACAGGCAGACUGACAUCAGCAGUUGCAUGAGGGCCAUUCUUGUGGACUGGUUGGUAGAGGUUCAGAUGACCUUUGAGAUGAGUCACGAGACCCUGUACUUGGCAGUGAAACUGGUGGAUCACUACCUUAUGGAGGUAAUGUGCAAGAGGGACAAGCUCCAACUUGUUGGUUCCACUGCGUUUCUGAUUGCAGCAAAAUUUGAGGAAUCUUGCCCACCUUGUGUGGAUGACUUUCUGUACAUCUGUGAUGAUAUUUAUCAGCGAGAUGAGAUGCUCACCAUGGAAAUCAGCAUCCUGCAGACACUCAGAUUUGAUAUCAACAUUCCCAUUGCCUAUCAUUUUCUGCGAAGAUAUGCUAGGUGCCUGCAUGCCAGCAUGAAGACGCUGACAUUGUCCCGCUUCAUCUGUGAGAUGACUCUGCAGGAAUAUGACUAUAUCCAGGAGAGGGCUUCCAAGCUAGCCGCUGGCUCCUUCUUGCUGGCCCUCUACAUGAAGAAGCUUGGACAUUGGGCUCCUGCCCUGGAGUAUUGCAGUGGCUACAAGACCUCUGAUCUUCACCCCUUGGUCAAGCAGCUAAACAUCCUGCUGACUUUGCGUCCUUCCAGUAGGCUCAAGACUGUAUAUUCCAAGUAUUCUCACCGGGUCUUCUUUGAAGUCACUAAAAUCCCCCCUUUGGACACAUUGAACCUGGAGGAGAUUUUGAACUGCUAAUUCUGAGGCUGAGGAUCUGGCACUCUGGCAGCAGCCACCAGAGCCAGGCAGGCAUUUAAAUAUGCUGUUAUUUAUUCUAUCUUGGAAUUAGUCUUUUGUUCACUUUUCUCUUUAUUCUUUUG
This is a messenger RNA of Hyaena hyaena (striped hyena), 4268 nucleotides long. It is a transcript of the gene CCNB3, whose product is annotated as cyclin B3. The record is from RefSeq and is a predicted model, not a curated record. The transcript has 12 exons. NCBI's taxonomy places the organism in Eukaryota, Metazoa, Chordata, Mammalia, Carnivora, Hyaenidae. Gene Ontology annotation, cellular component: cyclin-dependent protein kinase holoenzyme complex; nucleus; centrosome. Gene Ontology annotation, molecular function: cyclin-dependent protein serine/threonine kinase regulator activity. Gene Ontology annotation, biological process: mitotic cell cycle phase transition; regulation of cyclin-dependent protein serine/threonine kinase activity. Bases 145 to 4146 code for a protein of 1333 amino acids.